CCGAAAGCCAGCCUCUCAUACCGGAAGCACGUGUGUGAGAGACCACCAGAAAGGGUGAAACGGCAAGAGAGAUGUCGGCUUCGAGCUCCUCGACGACUUUUAAAACUAACUAUUCCAUCUUCCGGAAGAUCGAGCCUUUCUACAAAGGAGGACGCAUUCAGGUCAGCCAAGAUGGGGAUUAUAUGUUUUGCCCUUGUGGAAGCAAGGUCAACGUGGUCGAGAUCUCGACGGGAGAUGUGGUUCGCUGUAUCGAACAGGAUGAUGAAACCGACAUCACGACGUUUGCCCUCAGCAAUGACGAUGAAAUCCUUGUGACUGCAAGUCAGGCAUUGCUGCUGAAGCAAUGGGACUGGCUGGCAAACAAAUGCAGCCGCACCUGGAAAGCCACACACACAGCUCCAGUGGCCAGCAUGGUGUUUGACUCGACCUCCACCUUGUUAGCCACAGGUGGCUGCGACAGCACCAUCAAGAUCUGGGAUGUCCCCAGGCAGUACUGCACCCACAACCUGAAGGGCUCCUCCGGCGUCAUCCACCUCGUGGAAUUCCACCCAGACAUCUCGCAGCUCCAGCUCUUCUCCUCCUCCAUGGACAACAUCAUCCGCAUUUGGGACCUGACCUCCAGCCAAUGCAUUGCCCAGCUGGAGAACCAUUACAGCCCAGUUACCUCCCUGGCCUUUUCUCCCGACUACGAGACACUCAUCAGUGCCGGCCGUGAUAAAAUCUGCACCGUGUGGGACCUGAACAAGAAAGAAUCAAAAGUCACCAUCCCAGUCUAUGAGAGUGUUGAAGCUGUCGUCAUGUUACCCGAAGGAGGAGACACCUCCCAGUUGGAGGUGAAGACAUCCAGCUCCCUCUUUCUCACUGCCGGCAGCAAAGGUCUGCUCCGAGUGUGGGACUCCACCUCAGCCACCUGCAUCCGCGUCCAGUCCCUGCCCAACCUUCCCACCAGGAUCAAAGAAAAGGAGGCUGCGGUGACAUCCGGAGAACACAGCCUGGUGCAUUGCACCCUGGUUCCUGCAAAGAGCGAGGUCCUAGCUGUGAACACUGAGCACAACAUCUGCAUGUACGAUGCGGAGACCCUUGAGCUCCGGAAGCAGUUUUCAGGUUACAAUGGGGAAGUGCUGGAUGUCCGGUUCGUGGGACCCAAAGACUCCCAUAUUGUGGUGGCCACCAAUAGCCCCCAACUGAAGGUCUUUGAGCUGUCCUCCUCGCACUGCCAGAUUCUGCAAGGCCACACAGAUACUGUCCUGGGUUUGGAUGUCUUCCGGAAGGGGAGGAUGUUUGCUAGCUGUGGAAAGGAUAAAAGUGUCCGCAUUUGGCUGAUGGCAAAAGAUGGCACGGUCCGCUGCAUCGCCCAGGGCCUGGGCCACGCACACGGAGUGGGUGCUCUUGCUUGUUCCAGAAUGAAAGAGAACUUUGUGGUCACCGCCAGCCAGGACCAUACCAUCAAAGUGUGGCCUCUCCCCGACCCGCUUCCUGCCAAGGAGGACGAUGACCUCGUGAUCCUUCAGGCCCAUGUGACAGAGAAGGCACACGACAAGGACAUCAACAGUGUGGCAGUUUCUCCCAACGACAAGCUCAUUGCCACUGGAUCCCAGGACAGAACGGCCAAGCUGUGGACCUGCCAAGACUGCACACUUUUGGGGGUCUUUUCUGGCCACAAGCGCGGUGUCUGGUGUGUCCAGUUCUCCCCAGUGGACCAGGUCUUGGCCACUUCUUCUGCCGACGGCACCAUAAAACUUUGGGAUCUCCAGGAGUUUGGCUGCUUGAAGACAUUUGAAGGCCAUGACGCCUCUGUCUUGAAGAUCAUCUUCAUCAGCCGAGGGGGACAGGUGCUGAGCAGCGGCUCAGACGGCCUGCUGAAGCUGUGGACAGUUAAGAGCAACGAGUGCGUGAAGACACUGGAGGGCCACAAGGACAAGGUGUGGGGCCUCGACGCCAACAAGAAGGACAAUACGGUGGCCAGCGGUUCCAGCGACUCAAAGGUCUUGCUCUGGAAGGACAUCACUCAAGCAGAGCUUGAAGAGGAGCAAACGAAGCGGGAGGAAGAGAUCCUGAAGGAGCAAGAGCUGUCCAACCUGCUGCAUGAGAAGAGGCACCCGCAGGCCCUAGCCCUUGCCCUCUCUAUGGGGCGGCCCCAUACAGUCCUCAGCGUCAUCAAGGCCAUUCUCAAGGAGCCCAACGGGUGCCAGAGUCUGGUGGAAAACAUCACCAAACUGCGGAAGGACCAGAAAGAGGCUGUACUGAAGUUCUCUGCGGAGUGGAACACCAAUUCCCGGAACUGCAUUGCAGCUCAGACAGUGCUGGAGAUCCUCCUCAAGAACGAGGCGCCUGAGUCGCUCCUGCAGUAUGAAGGGGUCAAGGGAGCAGUGGAGUCCCUGCUGCCCUACACAGAGCGCCACUUCCAGAGGCUGAACCGGCUCCUGCAGGCAUCCAUGUUUGUUGACUUCUUGUGGCAAAACAUGAAGCUUCCAGAUGCGUCUGAAGAAGAUCAGAUGGAGGCCUGACCCCCCCCCCCAAAGGGAUGCAAGUGGCAAAUGCAGCCAAAGGACUGUUUUUGUAUUCUUGCCAAUGUUGGAUAUGAUAAUAUUUGUACAAUAAGGUUUUUAUUUUAUUUUUAUAUAUAUACAUAUAAAGGGGGAAUGUCUUCA
Molecule: messenger RNA, 2651 nt
Organism: Anolis sagrei ordinatus
Lineage: Eukaryota; Metazoa; Chordata; Lepidosauria; Squamata; Anolidae
Gene: TBL3
Product: transducin beta like 3
Biological process (GO): endonucleolytic cleavage to generate mature 5'-end of SSU-rRNA from (SSU-rRNA, 5.8S rRNA, LSU-rRNA); endonucleolytic cleavage in 5'-ETS of tricistronic rRNA transcript (SSU-rRNA, 5.8S rRNA, LSU-rRNA)
Cellular component (GO): small-subunit processome; 90S preribosome; nucleolus
Molecular function (GO): U3 snoRNA binding; protein binding
Source: RefSeq, a predicted model, not a curated record